Rotaria sp. Silwood1 is the source of this 600-nucleotide messenger RNA. The record is from the annotation of a GenBank genome assembly. Lineage: Eukaryota; Metazoa; Rotifera; Eurotatoria; Philodinida; Philodinidae.
AUGAUUGAAAUGCUUACAAUUUUUAGCAAUCUUUCGUGUUAUGUGUACUUGAAAUGUAAUCGAGGUGGACCAUUUCCGUCAUGUCUCGAUUGGCGAGAAAUCUGUGAUGGUAAAGUCGAUUGUAUCGAUGGAGGAAUCGAUGAACAAAAUUGUGAUCAACUUGAAAUUAAUGAAUGUAACGAUCAUGAAUAUCGAUGCCAUAACGGUCAAUGUAUUUUAGAAGAAUUCUUAUGGAAUAAUCUACUUAAUCCUGACUGUUUAGAUGGUACAGAUGAAACUAUUAUGUUGAGUCAUACUCAUUUUUGUGCUUAUGAUCCGUCAUUCCGUUGCGAAGAUUUAAUAUGUCAACCGCGAACUACAUUGGAAGAUGUAGAUGUGAUUUGUGGUGUUGGUUCAUACAAUACUUAUACAACUAAAUGUGUCAAUAAAAGAGAUUUACUAUUGAAAAUAGCGAUAAUUCAAUCAACAUCGGAUAUAUCUACUAUAUGUCGUGAUACCAUGGUUUGUCUUACUGAUCUUGAAGAUUGUAAAACAAAAUUGAAUAUAACACAUCAUUGUCUUCAACUGUUUCAAUUUUCGGGAGUUCUCGUUUUGUUUUGA